This is a messenger RNA of Wyeomyia smithii (pitcher-plant mosquito), 1049 nucleotides long. Its product is annotated as S-formylglutathione hydrolase. Bases 134 to 988 code for a protein of 284 amino acids. Gene Ontology annotation, cellular component: cytosol. The transcript is spliced from 2 exons. Gene Ontology annotation, molecular function: S-formylglutathione hydrolase activity. Gene Ontology annotation, biological process: formaldehyde catabolic process. The record is from RefSeq and is a predicted model, not a curated record. Lineage: Eukaryota; Metazoa; Arthropoda; Insecta; Diptera; Culicidae.
UAGAAUCAAGCGAAAAUUGAAAGUUGGUUGUUUUAUUACUGUGCUUAUUGUUUCUUUUAAAUAUUGUGUUCUAUUGAAACAAAAUAUUGCAUUUUUUGUUCAUUCCAUCCGCUCGCUAACGCAAACCAAAGCGAUGACGGUAAUAACACUCAUCUCCUCUAACAAAUGCUUCGGUGGUCUGCAGAAGAUCUACUCGCACAAAUCCAAGGAGUUGGAUUGCGAGAUGAAGUUUGCCAUAUAUCUGCCGCCGGCUGUUGAAGAUGGUGGCAAAUUUCCGGUGUUGUAUUGGCUGAGCGGCUUGGAGUGCAACGAAACGAACUUCAUCCAGAAGUCCGGCGCCCAGCGUUACGCAGCGGAUAAAGGGGUAAUUUUAGUUUGUCCGGAUACUUCUCCGCGCGGUGUCAAUCUACCGGGUGAGGAUGAUUCGUGGGAUUUUGGAAGCGGUGCCGGGUUCUAUGUUGAUGCUAGCAAGGAUCCGUGGAGCAAGCACUACAAAAUGUUCAGUUAUGUGACGCAGGAAUUGAUUGAUGUGAUUAAUAAUAACUUUCCGACCGUUCCGGACAAGCAGGGCAUCGCUGGACACAGCAUGGGUGGCCAUGGUGCACUGAUCUGUGCAUUGAAAAAUCCAGGACUGUACAAGUCUGUUUCUGCGUUCGCCCCGAUUUCGAAUCCUAGCAAGUGUCCCUGGGGAGUAAAAGCCUUUACUGGUUAUUUUGGUGACGGCGAGAAAGAAGAGUGGAAGAAUUGGGACGCUACUGAGCUGGCUGCUGGCUAUAAUGGACCGCCACUGGAAUUGUAUAUUGAUCAGGGUUCAGAGGAUACUUUCCUCAAAAAUGGUCAAUUGUUGCCGCAUAACUUGGUUGAUGCAUGCAAGGCGGCCCAAUUCCCUUGCGUGUUGCAUAUGCGAGAUGGCUACGAUCAUGGCUACUUCUAUGUUGCGUCCUUCAUCGGGGAGCAUAUUGCCUAUCAUGCUGGUCAUUUGAAAUGAAAGAUUGUUGAACGGAAUUCAUACUGCAAAGAUUAAAGGUGAUCUAUAUUUGAAUAUAUAA